Molecule: messenger RNA, 201 nt
Organism: Charadrius vociferus (killdeer)
Lineage: Eukaryota; Metazoa; Chordata; Aves; Charadriiformes; Charadriidae
Gene: NDUFC2
Product: NADH dehydrogenase (ubiquinone) 1, subcomplex unknown, 2, 14.5kDa
Exons: 3
Coding region: 1-201 (66 amino acids)
Biological process (GO): mitochondrial electron transport, NADH to ubiquinone
Cellular component (GO): mitochondrial inner membrane
Source: RefSeq, a predicted model, not a curated record
AUGGCCAGAGUUCACCGCCAGGUCCUGUUCACUACCGUGGGAUGGUUUGUUGGCUAUUACCUUGUGAAACGGGCGGAUUACAUACAUGCCAAACUGGACAGAGAGUUGUUUGAGUACGUCAGGCACCACCCCGAAGACUUUAAGAGAGCAGAAAGGAAAAGAAUAGGAGAACUUAUGGAGGAUUUCUACCCAGUUCGCUGA